AAAAAAAAAAAUUGUUUUGUUCGGGUCACCCGACCCUACCUAAUAAUAUACGCCGACCCUACCGUUUUUUUCGUGUCAAAAAAAAAAAAAAAAAAAAUCGAUGAAAAAUACCGUAUUAUUGAGGUACGGUACGGUACAGGUUUUAUCGCCGCUCUUAGUAACAAAAUGGCCGAUCACAUUGUCAACAUUUGCAAAACGGCGUGUGAUCUACACAAAACGGCCGAACGCCGAGAGUUUAAAAUGAUAACACAAAAAAUGUCUUUUGAAGACAUAGAAGGCAUGUAUCUGUGCCACCCGGGAGGGAUUUCAGAAGUUUCCAUAUCUUCAUCCGAAAAUGGUCCAUGGACGGCGUUAAAGGAGGACAAUUUGUAUGACGUCCCGGUCAUGGAAAUUCUUGAGAAAUUUAGAGGCUUUACCUUCUUCAGAAUAAGGUGUGUGGCAACAGACCAAUCUGACAUAGCUACAGACAAGAACAGCGAAGUUGAUACUAGCAAAAUAGGGGCCAGGAAUGCUUUUGAAAUCCUAAUGCAGGCAGAAAAAAAUACUCCUACACUUCCUAAGAAACGAACUACCAGUAGCGGUGUACCUGUUGACAAGGGCAUUUCAAGGAAGGAUGAACUGUUCAACAAAGUCAUUGACUGGAUGGCUGAUAGGGGUUUGAAGUUUUUGGACCCAGACACAGAAGGACUCUACAUAGUACAGGUUCUAACCAAUGCUUUGUGGUACAUCACUAACCAGCAAACAGUAAUAAAUGACAGAAGCAGAAGGGAGGUGGCAGUUUACUCUGUACCAACAGCUUUUGAGGACUUUGUAGGGUUUAAUGAUCAUAGACGCAAAAAACUGAAAGCCCAGCCACUGGAGUCUAAUGUGUUAAAGUCACAUGCAGAGGCGCUUUUUAGUUUGUGCACAAGACCAUUGUUAAGAAGUUCCCCACAAUGGGAGCAGGCAUAUCAGGACAUUAAAGAUCUAGCUUCAUGUUUGUGGUCUUACCAUAGUUACUUGGACAGAAAACGACAUGUAUCUGAAACUUAUAGAAACAUGGACCAUCCGGCCAGGCCGAUAGCAAAAUAUACUUCAAUAUAUACUGUGCAUAAAUGUACCUCUGAAGUGAAACACACAUACAAACUACUUGACAAAGCAUUGAAUAUUGCAGAUUUGUAUGAACCAGUCUUUUUUGAUGAAAACAUUCAUUUAAAUUUACCAUUUAAUGACAAUAUGCAAAGAUUGAGGUUCUUCGAAAAUGUCAAUCUAUCUGUUACUGUAGAUAUUAUCAAGUUUUGUCCUGGGGGGAGUAUUUUAACUGUAUAUUGUUUUUGUAAGGUACCUGAUACUAGAACUGAUGCUCAGAAACAAACUGAUGCAGGUUCUUUAUUGUUAAAAAUAAGACCACAACUCCCGGAGUAUCAUACAAUGUUUAUGAAACAGCAAUUCAAACGCAGAUUAGGCAAUGUUGUUUCUAUACAGCCAGGGGUAGUGGAUAUGAUCUACAAGGAGCUUGCCUUGGAUGCUUCAGCAACUUCACACCCAGACUUUCAGCAACGCCUAAGAUUGAUAUAUAUGGGUGAAACUGGUCUUCUUCCAGAUCUGAGAAAAAUGAAUACUGGUCGCCCGUCCGAUAAAUUUGAUGUUUUUUUUACCAAGCUAGGAGAGAUAAUAGAAGAAAACACAGCAGCUGAUGAAAGAAGACAUAAUGAAGCCCACAUGUCCCAGUAUCUGUCAGUUAAUGACCUUGUGACUCAAGCCGCAGAUCAAUGUCCACCAGGUUCUGAAAUUCCAUCCAAUGCAUUGGUAAGGUUGCAGUUCAUGCCAAAGAACCCCUAUUCUAAAACUGCUCUGGCUUUUACUUCAAAGCUGCCAAUACAGUACAAGAUUCAAAGGCGUCAGUUACGACUUGCUCACCCCGAUGACCACUUUACCUUUGCCUUGUUUAAGUAUCUGAGAAGUUUUGCCGUAAAACUAGGAGACUCCUGCACUCUAUUCUGCUGCGAUGACAAGGCGAAAGUUCAUAUUGGAGAACCUGGGGUUGCUCUUUCUACUGGUGUACGUGGAAAGAAAAGUAUAGCCCCUGCAAACACAACACUUGUAGCUACUGAUCAUGAUAUGCAUCAUAAAGGUAGUUUGACACCAUCAGUUUAUUUGAAAUGUGAUGUACCAAAAGACAUGAAUGGAUCCUUCUACAGAGGAAAAGUCACAACUGUGAUUAAUGACUCAGUGUUCCAAUCAUCUAAUCCAAUGAGACAUGCAGCAGUACUGGCAAGACUUGUGAAAAAUGACCCUUCAUGCCCAAAAGUGUUUCUUAGAUUUACAGAUGGUGGCACUGAUCACAGAAAUACUUUAGAACAUGUGAAAUGUGCGUCUAUUUGCUUGUUCAAGGAGUUGGAUUUGGACAUGUUCGUAGCCUGUAGGUGUGCUCCGGGUCAAAGUUUUAUCAACCCAGCAGAGCGAGUUAUGUCCAUCCUGAACAUUGGGCUCCAAAAUUGUACUCUUUCUAGAGAAAAAUCUGAAGAUGCAGUUGAAGAUGUUUUGAAGAAAUGCAACUCUAUGGAUGAUCUUCGCAAAAAGGGGACUGACAUUUCUGACCAGUGGGCUCAGUCGAUAGAACCUGUGAGACAGAAAGUGAUGAGCAGAUUCUUAAGGCUAGCUUUGAAGGGGGAGCCAAUACAGGUGAUGGAUCCUGUUGGAGAUGAAGAAAUAGAUUUGCUGAGUAAGCAUCUUAAUUACAUGUUCCCGAAUAUGAACACAGAAAAGCUUGUGAAAUCAGAGACCAACAAGGUCAAGGAAUAUAUUGUAUGGCUUGAAAAUCAUUGCCGCCAAAGACAAUAUUCAUUUCAAAUAAAGAAAUGUGGGAAUCCAGAUUGUUGCAGUCCAGCAACACUCGAUCUAUCCUGGCUACCUGAGAUCCUGUACUAG
Messenger RNA from Ruditapes philippinarum (Manila clam), 2910 nucleotides. RefSeq lists its product as uncharacterized. The record is from RefSeq and is a predicted model, not a curated record. The transcript has 4 exons. Bases 166 to 2910 code for a protein of 914 amino acids. Lineage: Eukaryota; Metazoa; Mollusca; Bivalvia; Venerida; Veneridae.